Messenger RNA from Eublepharis macularius, 3244 nucleotides. RefSeq names its product 5'-nucleotidase domain containing 3 (gene NT5DC3). NCBI's taxonomy places the organism in Eukaryota, Metazoa, Chordata, Lepidosauria, Squamata, Eublepharidae. Bases 64 to 1719 code for a protein of 551 amino acids. Gene Ontology annotation, molecular function: 5'-nucleotidase activity. The record is from RefSeq and is a predicted model, not a curated record. The transcript is spliced from 15 exons.
AGCGCGCGCUGCUGCUUCUGCUUCCAAGGCGUCGCUGGAAGGGAAUUCUGCCGGGCGCCGGUCAUGGCAGGCGCAGCUGCCACGCGGGUCCUGCUGCAGGCAGCGGGGAAGGCGAGUGUGGUGCGGGCGGCGGCUGCUCCUGCCUCCGGGCUCUGCUCCUGCUGCAUCCUGAAGACGGGUGCCUAUUGCACGCUGGCCCCGCCGCCUCAGCCCUCGGCCCCGCCCGCGGAUAUGAAGAGCUACCUGUGGACGCGCUACAAUGAGGCCAAAAAAGUGACUAAAGAACUAGUUCCUUCGAUAAUGAGUAACUUGCUGAAUCCAGAUGCAAUCUUUUCCAACAAUGAAAUGAGUCUCUCAGACAUUGAAAUCUAUGGGUUUGAUUAUGACUACACCUUGGUCUUCUAUUCCAAGCAUUUGCACACAUUGAUCUUUAAUGCUGCCCGGGAUCUGCUGAUCAAUGAACAUCGGUAUCCUGCAGAAAUACGGAAAUAUGAUUACGAUCCCAACUUUGCAAUAAGAGGGCUUCAUUAUGAUGUGCAUCGAGCAUUGUUGAUGAAGAUUGAUGCUUUUCAUUAUAUUCAGCUGGGGACAGUGUACAGAGGACUGAGUGUCGUCCCAGAUGAAGAAGUCAUUGCCAUGUAUGAUGGAUCCCAUGUCCCCUUGGAACAAAUGAGUGACUUCUAUGGAAAGAGUUCACAAGGUAACACCAUGAAGCAAUUCAUGGAUAUCUUCUCCUUACCUGAGAUGACACUCCUGUCUUGUGUAAAUGAGCAUUUCCUGAAAAAUAACAUAGACUACGAGCCCGUUCAUCUCUACAAAGAUGUGAAGGACUCAAUCAGAGACGUCCACAUCAAAGGAAUAAUGUACCAUGCAAUUGAAGCAGAUAUUGAGAAAUACAUUUGUUAUGCUGAGCAGACGCGUGCUGUGCUAGCAAAGUUGGCAGAUCAUGGCAAGAAGAUGUUCCUCAUCACGAACAGUCCUAGCAGCUUUGUGGAUAGAGGUAUGAAGUUCAUAGUCGGGAAAGACUGGCGGGAUCUCUUUGAUGUAGUCAUUGUCCAAGCUGACAAGCCCAACUUCUUCAAUGAUAAGAGGAGACCUUUCCGUAAAGUGAAUGAAAGAGGUGUAUUGCUUUGGGAUAAAAUUAAUGAACUGCAAAAAGGACAGAUUUACAAACAGGGUAACUUAUAUGAAUUUUUGAAACUGACUGGAUGGAGAGGUUCCAAAGUCUUGUAUUUUGGUGAUCAUAUUUACAGUGACCUAGCAGAUUUGACCUUAAAGCAUGGCUGGCGGACAGGUGCAAUCAUUCCAGAGCUACGAACGGAGAUUAAGAUCAUGAACACCCAGCAGUAUAUUCAGACCAUGACCUGGCUGCAAACUCUCACUGGAUUACUGGAACACAUGCAGGUUCACAGGGAUCCUGAUUCUCAACUGAUCUUACAAGAGUGGAAAAAGGAAAGGAAGGAAAUGAGAGAACUGACAAGGAACUUCUUCAACUCUCAGUUUGGAAGCUUGUUUCGGACUGACCAGAACCCGACCUACUUCUUAAGACGCUUGUCUCGCUUUGCUGAUAUUUACAUGGCUUCAUUGAGCUGCCUUUUGAACUAUGACCCUGAUUAUACAUUUUAUCCGAGGAGGACUCCUUUGCAGCAUGAACUGCCGCCGUGGUCAGACCAGCUGUGCACUGGCAAUAAGUUGAUUCCCCAAAUGGUGGUCAGGUAGAUGUUUCUCAAAGUUUGUAAGUAUUUUAUGAAUAUGAAACAAUUGAGGUGGCUUUUCUUAUAUUUCUGAAUUAACUCUUUGUUGUAUAAUUUAAGAACAAUCUGCUGGCAUGGCUCCAUUUUGUUCAUGAUUGUAAUUUCUUGAAAUAGGCUUCUAAGUAGGGCUGAGCUGACUUUUCUCACCUGAAGCAGCAAUUUUAAGAGGAAGGGGAGCACCCAUCUCCCUAGAAUAAAAACCUCCCUUUUCUGUUGUUUAUGAUCAUUCCUUCCUCUGCUUUGACACCAUUGUAUGUGUUUGGUUUCAUUCCUCUAUUAAUGAUCUCACAGUGUUUGCCUUUUCAAUGCUGUGACAUUGUAAUCAAUCAAAUUGGCCUCUGUGCACACAUGAGUGGGACUAAUGACACCCAUUUAAGCUGAAGUCAAGUAUUUCUUAGACUGGCGAUAAUAGUGAUCCUAGCAGCCAGCUGGGGGAUCCCUUUAGCAAUUAAGCACUUUUGCAAUGGUGACCCCAAAGGGCGCCUUUGACAUUGAUAAAGAUUUAUAUUAAAUCCUUCUUUCCAGUUCAGCCAUACUGCCUCAUGAUGAUUGUGCACGCAAGCAGCUUGAGCUUGUCUGACAGUAUUGCUGAGGGUGUUGAGUAUUGUCUGUACUUAGCAAUAUUGCUAUUAAUAAUGAAAUGCAUGAGUUCCACACACUGUUUUGAUGCAGAGAGCAUUAAAGAAUAAUUGUUUAAGGUUAGUAGUCAGAUCUGAUAUUUUUGUUACCCUUUGAAAAACAAACUCCAGGUGGCUGAUCCAGGACUAACAGUGAAGAUCAGGUUUUACGUUAUUUGAAAUAUAUUCAAAUCCUUCAUAUAAGUAACUUGAUCAUUUUAUUUUUUUACUUCAUUUAUACCCUGCCUUUCUCCCCAUUGGGGACCCAAAGUGACCUCCAUUUUUAUCCUAUCAGUUGUUGUUUCAAAAGAUAGUUGAAAUAACCCACAGUGUUUGCAGGGCUCUUGGGUUAGCAUACAGUGUUUAGCGGCAUUAAAUGUGUGUGUGCCUGCUUAACUCACCAGCAAUCUUGAACUGCCUUGGAGAAAGGUUCUUCUACUGCAGAAUAAAAGAAGAUGACUUGGUCUAAGUGUAUAAUGUGGUGCUGAUCACUGCUUUAAUUUUUAACACACAAUAUAAUAAAAAAUGUUUUUGCAUGAGAAGUGAUUUGUGUGGGUGUGGCAAAUAUCCAAGCACAAGUAACUGCAAAAACAAACAUUAAUUUAUAUUAGUGUUACUGCUCUGAUAUAACUAUUGAAGAUUGUAAUCAAAUUUUGAAGAUGUUAAUUUCUGUAACUUCUUUGAUAUUGUGUUAUGAAGAUUCCUGUCUGUAUAUUUUUUGUAUACAAAAACCGAGACAAACUUCUUGACAAACUGAAAGCUAAACAAUCUGAAUGUAUAGGAGGAAAUUGAUUGUAAAGCAAAAAAAUAUUUUUUUUGUAUUAAAGUUUUCGUGUGAUGGAAUCAUGAAGUACUCAGUAAUAAAAUAUCUCA